Molecule: messenger RNA, 1836 nt
Organism: Laetiporus sulphureus 93-53
Lineage: Eukaryota; Fungi; Basidiomycota; Agaricomycetes; Polyporales; Laetiporaceae
Product: subtilisin-like protein
Exons: 8
Coding region: 1-1836 (611 amino acids)
Biological process (GO): proteolysis
Molecular function (GO): serine-type endopeptidase activity; tripeptidyl-peptidase activity
Source: RefSeq, a predicted model, not a curated record
AUGGUCUUCGUCUUUCUAUUCUUCAUCAUCCAUUUCAUAGCAAGCUUCGGCAAACCUUUAUCGCGGACGCUUCAGCUGCACGAAUCCCGACAAUCAAUUCCCAAUGGCUGGAAAACCGACGGUCCUGCUCCGUCAGAUACAGUCUUGACUCUCCGCUUCGCUCUCAUCGGGAAUGACACAGAUGGAUUGGUGGACGCCCUCCAUGCUGUUAGCAAUCCGUCUAGUGGGAGGUACGGUUCCCAUCUGACUAUGGAAGAGGUGGAAGUGUUCUCUUCGCCGAAACCCGAGAGCGUAACAGCAGUGAAUGCAUGGUUCGCCGAGAACGGACUGAACGCGACCACGAUCUCUCAUGCAGCCGACUGGGUCAAAGUCGAAGUGCCCGUCAGCAAAGCAAAUACUCUUUUGGAUGCUAACUUCACCACUUUCACGCAUACGGCCACUGGACGCCAGGCCAUCAGGACGCUCGCAUACUCUAUCCCGGUAGCUUUGGCGGAUCAUCUUGAUUUGGUUCAUCCCACCAUUACCUUUCCGCAAUAUAAGCAGGCCAGCACGCUUGCCUCGUUCUGGACCACCGGCAAUUCACGGCACGUUAUUCGAGAUACUGCCAAUCAGUCUGCGCCAUGCGGAAACGGAUCCCUUAUUGAUCCUGUUUGCCUGCAGCAUCUCUACGCUAUCCCGACCACCCCUGCCACCACCUCCUCGAAUGCACUUGCCAUUGCCGAAUACAUUAACCAGAGUGCAAAUAAUGAGGAUCUGAUGACCUUUUUGAAACUAUUUCGACCAGACAUGAACAGCAGUGGGAACUUCACUUUGCAGCAACCUGAUGGCGGUCUUUAUUCGACCGAUCCCGCAGAGGCCGGUAGUGAAGCCAGCUUGGACCUACAGUAUACUGUAGGCCUUGCGACGAACGUGCCGGUGACCUUCUUGGCAGUUGGUCCGUAUGCGAACACAACUGGCGAGUUCGUGGAAGCCUUGCUGAACACCGCAAGCUACCUUCUCGGCGAGGCUCACCCUCCUCAGGUUCUCUCCACUAGCUAUGGGAUGAAUGAGGACACUAUUUCACAGAAGUUGGCCGAAAAUUUGUGCAAUUCGUAUGCUCAGCUGGGAGCACGCGGAGUUAGUUUAAUCUUCGCUUCUGGAGAUGGAGGCGUCACCGGCAUCCAAUUCAACUCUACUAUGGUCGAAGGAACGGUGUUUGUACCAACCUUCCCUUCCGGCUGCCCAUACGUCACCUCAGUAGGUGCCACCUCCGGAAUUCCCGUCGAGGUCACCGCCGACUUCUCAUCGGGGGGCUUUUCAAACAUCUGGAGCCGACCCGAUUAUCAGUCGUCCGCCGUAUCACAGUAUCUCUCCCAGCUCGGGACCAACAACAGCGGGCUGUUCAACCAGUCCGGAAGGGCCUAUCCCGACGUCGCGGCUUACGGAGAGGAGUUCGGGGUGAUCAUCAACGGCUCGCUGCAUCACAUUUAUGGCACCAGCUGCUCGGCGCCGACGUUCGCCAGCAUCGUUGCGUUGAUCAACGAUCGGCGCCUUGCGGCAGGCAAUUCUACGCUAGGUUUCCUCAACCCGUUCUUGUAUUACAACGCAUCAACGGCGUUUCAUGAUAUUGUUUCUGGAUAUAAUCUGGGAUUCGCAAACCAUUCCGCGUUUUAUGCCACGAGCGGGUGGGACCCAAUCACUGGCCUCGGUACCCCGAACUUCACAAGGCUUGAGGCGGCUGCAGCGCAGAUGCCGAAAACCAUCGUAACGUCGUCGGCGCGGGUUAGCAUGCAGAUCGGUCUGGCCGCAGUCCUCGCCACGGUGGCACUCACUGUAGUGGGGCAGAGUAUUUUUUGA